This is a messenger RNA of Caretta caretta (loggerhead turtle), 7911 nucleotides long. The record is from RefSeq and is a predicted model, not a curated record. NCBI's taxonomy places the organism in Eukaryota, Metazoa, Chordata, Testudines, Cheloniidae.
UAGAAUAUAAGGGUUGGAAGGGACCCCAGAAGGUCAUCUAGUCCAAUUCCCAGUUAAAUCAUCCCAGCCAGGGCUUUGUCAAGCCUGACCUUAAAAACCUCUAAGGAAGGAGAUUCUACCACCUCCCUAGGUAACGCAUUCCAGUGUUUCACCACCCUCUUAGUGAAAAAGUUUUUCCUAAUAUCCAAUCUAAACCUCCCCCACUGCAACUUGAGACCAUUACUCCUCGUUCUGUCAUCUGCUACCAUUGAGAACAGUCUAGAGCCAUCCUCUUUGGAACCCCCUUUCAGGUAGUCGAAAGCAGCUAUCAAAUCCCCCCUCAUUCUUCUCUUCUGCAGGCUAAACAAUCCCAGCUCCCUCAGCCUCUCCUCAUAAGUCAUGUGUUCCAGACCCCUAAUCAUUUUUGUUGCCCUUCGCUGGACUCUCUCCAAUUUAUCCACAUCCUUCUUGAAGUGUGGGGCCCAAAACUGGACACAGUACUCCAGAUGAGGCCUCACCAAUGUCGAAUAGAGGGGAACGAUCACGUCCCUCGAUCUGCUCGCUAUGCCCCUACUUAUACAUCCCAAAAUGCCAUUGGCCUUCUUGGCAACAGGGGCACACUGCUGACUCAUAUCCAGCUUCUCGUCCACUGUCACCCCUAGGUCCGUAGAACUGCUGCCUAGCCAUUCGGUCCCUAGUCUGUAGCGGUGCAUUGGGUUCUUCCGUCCUAAGUGCAGGACCCUGCACUUAUCCUUAUUGAACCUCAUCAGAUUUCUUUUGGCCCAAUCCUCCAAUUUGUCUAGGUCCUUCUGUAUCCUAUCCCUCCCCUCCAGCGUAUCUACCUUUGAGGGUACUGCUCCCUUCUGCUUAUGGGGUGUGGGUGAUGCUAUGCUGGAGAUCCAUCAUCACUGAAGGAGUGGCAGCCUUGACCCUCCUAGAAGAUUGUCGGGAUGCCGAAGUGCACUCGAGGAGACCAUUUGGCCCACACUGUGCCACUGUGAAGCCUGCUGUGCAUUCCUGCACAUUUCUGCAGGUGGCGUUGUGCCUGUAAGUCUCUGUAACGCUGUCUUCAGUGACUCGAGAGCAUGAGCUCCAGCCUCAGGCAGACUGGUUUUCCAGUUUCCAAACCUGAUCAGAUCUCGCAGCUGGAAGAAGGGAAAGACCCAUGGGUCCCAGGCCUCCACUGCUCCUGAGAGCUGCGUGCACAGGCAUUGGGAUGGUGAGUGAGAACGAGGAGACACCCCAGCAGGAAGAUGCUGAGGAAGUAGAAUCCCAUGGAAUGUUAUCAGGAAGAUCCAAAGGGAAUGAUUCCUGGAAUUGUGCACACCAAGAAAAAGCAAAAGCCUGUGAGAGUCAGCAAAGGCCAGAGGAAAACUUCAGUAGCCACUCAGAUCUUGUUACACGCAAGAGAAUCAACUUGGAAGAGACAUGCUACACAUGCCAUGAGUGCGGGAAAAGCUUUGAUGGGAGUUCUGCCCUUAUGAAACAUCAGAGAAUCCACACAGGAGAGAGACCCUACACAUGCGCUGAGUGUGGUAAAAGCUUUAGUUGGCCCUCACACCUUAUCACACAUCAGAGAAUCCACACCGGAGAGAAACCCUACACGUGCUCUGAGUGCGGGAAAAGCUUCUCUCAGAGCUCAAACCUUAUCAUACAUCAGAGAAUCCACACAGGAGAUACACCCUACAUGUGCUCUGAGUGUGGGAAAAGUUUUAGUUGUUAUUCACACCUUAGCAUACAUCGUAGAAUCCACACAGGAGAGAAACCCUACACGUGUUCUGAGUGCGGGAAAAGCUUCAAUCGAAGCUCUGCCCUGAUCACACAUCAGAGAAUCCACACGGGUGAGAAACCUUAUGGAUGCUCUGAGUGUGGGAAACGCUUUAAUCGGAGCUCACACCUUAUCACACAUAGGACAAUUCACACAGGUGAGAAACCUUAUGGGUGCUCUGAGUGUGGGAAAUGCUUCAAUUGGAGCUCACACCUUAUCAGACAUAGGCAAGUCCACUCAGGAGAGAUGCUCUACGCAUGCUCUGAGUGUGGGAAAGCUUCAAUCAGAGCUCAAGGCUUAUUAAACAUCAGAAACACCACAUGGGAGAGAACUGUAAUAAAUGCCUUGACUAAGGCCGGCCAAAUUUUUUUUUAAUUCACAUUUGUUAAUUCCCAUAUAGUGAUCUUUCUGCCAUCUUCACCGUGGUCUCUCAGCUCCCCCAGAUGAGUUGCCUGCUUCUGCCUUUUGCAGCUCACCCUUCUUUGGGGUCAGUCCUGUGAUCUUUUCUAUCAACUCCUUUCCAUUUGAGACAUAAGAGUGUGUGUCCCUCCAGCCAGGAAUGUUCAUCAGCUCCAGAUGGGGGAGAGAGGUUUGAUCCCAACAAGCUACACUGAGGCAAAAAACUACCUGUGCCCUACAUCCACUAGGACUGUACAUGGCGUUUUGGCAGCUGAAGUGAGUGAUCUUGGUGUAAAAAGACAAUUAUAGUUGAAGUGCAGAUGCAGCCCAGGUGCAGUGGUUGGCACUAGCUUUCCCCUUGACCUGACCUAAACUCCAUCACUUUUCCGAGUCUAAACAAACCCUGAGCAUCACGGUUCUACUGUUCCCCCAUUUCAAAGCAAACAUCAAGUUUCCCCUUCAGGAACAAAUUCUUUCAUUCCCAGUUGCUCUGAUGUUGCUUCAGGUUGUGCUGGAGAGCAGAUAUUUUUACCACCAUUUUCCUCACUUAAAAUAUAUUGAACUAUAACAAAGAGCAGGAACAGGGCAGGGAUAGGGAAAACUGUCAUUUCACCCUCUGUAACAACAGAAGAAGAUAGGAUAAGGUAGAGGGAUUCCCUUAUUCACCAUCCCAAUCCCCCUGUUGUUCAGUUGGUUCGGUCAAUAUUUUUUCUAAAGGGCUGGGUAGAGGAUUCCCUUGUAAAUAAGCAAAAUACCCAUGCAUUUGGCUCCCAAAGCAGUUGUGACCCAGGCCCUGGAGGAGGUCGCUGCUGAAGAUAUCUCCUUUCUAAUCAGAUGCAUAAUGCCUAUUUGGGAAAUGCAAUCCCUAGCUAGGUAGAGAUGGGGAAAAUGGAAGUGACAUUUCUGUUCAGCUCUCCCCUGGGAAAUGCUGCAAAGUGUAGAAAAUGAAAUCCAUGUAGAAUGUGAUAGAGCUGCAGAAAGAUACCUAUUUUUAAUAGAUACCUGACAUUUGGUGUCUUACAGGGAUUCUAAGCCACACCUGAAUUUAGUCCCUAAUUUAAACCUGUGCCACCAGAUUAAAGAAAUAAAAGGGCAUAUUUGGGGGAGUUAUACCUCACUAUCACUACUGAUAUGUUGUGUGGUUGGUGAAGAAUUCUACAACAGAGAAGUGUAAAAUUACUCCAAGUAAGGUCAAUGAUUUGACAAGAACUCAGGUAGAAAUUGCAGGUACGCAUGGUUGAUUUUCACCCCAGAAAUGGAAGCUAUGGUGACCUGUGGCCCAGGUAAACUAGUUUUAGAACGCUGCUCCCUAGUUAAGUACUAUUGAUCAUGGUCCUAAAGGAUGCCAUGAUUAAAUUGGUAACAAUGUCCUUUACCAUUUGGAUCCAAAGGUUCAUGAAGCACAUAGAGAAACAGCUGAUUCCUUCAGAGCCAUUCCAUGCCUAUGGGUCCCAGUCUGGCUGCCUUGUUGGACAAGAAGCACUUCCAUGCUGCGCAAAUGAUGGUAGCCAAUGAGGGAAUGUAUCAGAUUCCAAGUUCAGACUGUAGGAUACAUGAAUGCUGAGUCCGGACUGUUAGGAUAUAGACUUUGGGUAUUGUUGCUCUCUGUUUAUGCGAGAAGGACCAGAGAAGUGAGAGGGUGAAGGAAUAAGCCCUCUAACAUCUUGGUGCCAUGACUCGGAUGCAUCGCAUCGGAUAGGUGAGUGGCAGCCUGUAAGUCCCCAUCCCCAAUAAUCCAUGCAGCUGCUUGGAGGGGGUAUGUCAAACUCUCAUGUUGGUAGUUGCUGGUUCUGGCAAGCUGGGGUAAUGGAUUUUUUGAACAAAUGGAUAAGGAACAAUCAGGGCCCAUACCAGGUGCAGGGGUACAGCUGGGAUGAGUUUGAAAAGGAGAUAGGGGAGGUUUUGGGAGACCCCAAGGGAAAGGAGUGUAGGAAAUAGGGAAUGGUAUUACAAGGUUUGUGUGCUGGGAUGGCAUACUGGGUAAAAGGGGAAGCCGAUCUCCUCCAACACAUUAAGGAUUUGGAGGUUAUUGUGGAUUAGCAAUGGAUUUUAACAGAAAAAUCCAUGUUAGUGGUAGAGAGAGCUGAUUUGAAGGCACGAGAUGCUGCACGGACAGAGGAGUCUUGUGAGGCAAUCCGGCGAGAGAGGGAUGAACUGCUGAGAAGAGUAGGAGACUUAGAGGAGGAAUUGUAUCAAUGUAAACCUGGGGGCAAUGGACUUGGGGACCCCAAACCAUCCACCCCACAAAUGGAACUGAAGGAGACACCUCUGCCAUCCUACCCUGAAAAAAUACUGCAUCCACCACUGCCAGUGGACAUUGUAAGCCAGCAAUCCACAGUUACAGUCCCUACGAGAGAGGCUACACAGGAGGAACUGCAGGAGAUAGGAACAGAGGUCCUGGUUGCGGGGUGGGGGACCAUGCCCCACAAGUAGAACAGGCAGAAAUCUGGCCCUGGUCCCUGGAGGACCGGGAGGCAGUACUGGGCCGUUUGGGAAAGGUACCCUGGGAUGAUUGAGAUCAGUUUGUGCUGUGGCUAGUGGAGGUGGGCAGGGAGAAGAAGGGUCUAACUCGUGAGGACCAGGACUGGCAGGAGUGGCACACCCAUUUCUAAUCCUCAGACAGGUGACAAAACAGUUGUUUGGGGUGUACUCUCGUACUGCGGGGAUGAAUAAGGUGAAGCAAAUCUCUGGGGAAACAGGGCGGGAUACACUGAAUCACAUACAGGCAUGGGCACAGUGCUGCAUGGAUCCCCUGGACAGUCCAUGGGUGAUGCCCCAGGCAGGGACGCUGGGACCUGGUGGGGGUGUGAGAUUGCUGGAUAAAUGUUUGGAGCUGAGCGAUCCACAGUUCGUGGGGCAUUUAAGGUUGCAGCACCCUGAACUUGCUCCCAAUCAGCUACCCCAAUUUCUGGAACAGGCAGAUGUAUCGGGGGCAGAGCCAGUCCAUGUGUUACUGCAGGGGAUCAGCACAAGGUGGAAAGGGGUGGGUCAGCCCAGAGGAGAGGAUGUACAGGGAGAGGUGGUGGCUUUGGGGGGCGUGGUAAUUGGGGACGAGCAGGCAGCUAUAGAGCCACAGAUCCAGAGACUGCAGGCUAAGCUGACUACCCAGGAUCUUACCAGAUCGGGGGAAAGUGGCCCUGGAGGCCAGGGGAGGGACUGCCAGAAAUGCCAGGCACACAAUUUUGCUUGAAGACAGGAAUGUCUUCGGUGCCAGGACCCCUGGCCCCCCUGUGAAACAGUGGGAGAGACAGAGGUGGGAGCUGCGACUUAGGGGUGCCCUGGGAGGCCUCCUGUCCAUGUUCUCAGUUUAGGAUGGGAUGCAUCUGGUCACCCCAUGCUCCAGGGGGCGAUUGAAGGGAGUCUCAUGAGGGAUUUUUUGAUAGACACUGGAGCAGCCAUCAGCUUCAUCACAUGGGGGCAGGGGAGACCCUCAGAAGGGACUGUGACAAUUGUAGGGGCAACGGGAGGGGAGACACAGUUAACCCUGAGGCAGGGACAGAUAAAGGAAUCUGGAGGGAAGGGGAGAUAAUGUGGGGUUGUAAUGAUAUGCUUAAUCUGUUGGGGGCAGGAGAUUUACACAAACUGGGACUUGUACUGGAUUUAGCCAAUUGGGUGUGUUUACUGGGGCAGAUGCAGGAUGGUCAGGGCUAUACCAUUCCCAUGGGGAUAGCCACUAUGACCAUUAAAGCCUCAUAUGCCCUCCCACCAUCCCCGGCAGGGCGGGAACACAUCCCUGUGUGGGCGAAGGAUAACCUGGAUUGUGGUAGGGGCCGCAUGGAGGUACUGCUGGAGGGAGGGGACCCUCCCCCACAGAAACAGUACCCUAUUCCUCGGGAGGCGUAGGCAGAGGUGGGGGCAACGAUUGAGGAAUUGGAUCAGAGGGGACUGAUCAGAGCAGUUGCAUCCCCUUGUAAUGCUGCUGUGUGGCCCGUGAGGAAGCCAAACGGUACCUGGUGCCUCACUGUGGCUUACAGGGCACUAGAUGCUCUGGCCAAUUCGCCAGCCUCAGUGUGGCAGCGUACCCUGAAAUGUAGCCCGUAUGGGACCCCAAUUUUGAAUUUUCAGUUUUGGACAUAGCGAAUGGGUUUUGGUCUCUGCCACUAGCUACCUCGUGUCAGUAUAAAACUGCAUUCACAUGGGAGGGCAGACAAUUCUGCUGGACAGUCCUACCCCAGGGAUAUUGGGACUCCCCUGCAAUUUUUCACAGAUACAUGAGACAGGCUCUGGAGGGGGUGGAUUCAGCAAGGUGCAUACAAUAUGUAGACGACCUGUUGCUAAUGUCAGGGACAGAGGAAGAAGACAGGAAACAAGACAAGUCCUGCAAGCUUUGGCAAGAGCCGGGUUGAAGGUCAAUGGGGAAAAGGCUCAGAUGGGACAGACAAGAGUGACCUACUUAGGAGUGGAAGUGUCCCAGAUAGGAAGGGAAAUUGAUAAGGGUUGAGUGCAACUGACCCAGUCCCUGCCACUCCCUACGGAUGUUAAAAGCUUGCAAAGUUUUCUGGGUCUAACUGGAUUUUGCAAGGAUUUUGUGGCCAGUUAUGCAGAAAUAGCCCAGCAUCUAUUUGACCUAACCCGAGCCUCAACUUGGGAGUGGUCAGAAGAGUGUACUGAGGCAGUGAGAGUGCUAAAGGAAAACCUGGCCAGUGCUCCAGUGCUGGCCUCCCCGGAUGGGGAGAAACUCUUUUAUCUGUACCCUUUGGUAUCGGACACUACCGUUGGUUGUGCAUUAACACAGGAGUAUGGAGCAAAGGACAGACCUGUGGCCUUUGCCUCUCGACUUUUGAGUGUUGUGGAACUGAAAUAUAGAUGGUGUGAAAAGGUGUUCUUGUGCACCUACUGGGGGGAUAGGGAAAUUCAAAUACCUUACGGGAAUGCAGAAAGUAAUAGUCUGAUCUCAUCAUGACCCCUGUGGCUAUUAAACAUGCAUACUAUCUUACAGGGACCAGUGAGUGGGCAGUGUAUUGCCAAAUGGUUGCUGGCUCUACAAACAGAAAACAUUAAAGCAGAAGUGUUAAAGGAACCCAUUUUCUGGGUAGCCAGAUUACAUCUGGCUGGCACCCCACACCACUGUGAAGCAAAUCCAGAUAAAACCCAACUUCUGGCGUUUCGGGCAGCUAACCCCAAUCAGGUAAAGGAGGGGACACUGGUAUGGUUUUUGGAUGGAAGUUGUAGGUAUCAGGGGGGACGGAAAACUGCAGUCUUAGCUGUUGUGGGAAUCAGAGGCAAUGAGACAGCCAGCACCAUUGGUUUCUCACUAGAAGCAAGGUCAGCUCAGGAGGCAGCCUUGCUAACAGCUUUAAAUGAAGCCGUCAUAAAUAUAAAGGGAAGGAUAAACAGCUUUAAAUCCCUCCUGGCCAGAGGAAAAACCCUUUCACCUGUAAAGGGUUAAGAAGCUAAGAUAACCUCGCUGGCACCUGAUUAAAAUGACCAAUGAGGAGACAAGAUACUUUCAAAGCUGGAGGGGGUGGGGGGGAAACAAAGGGUUCUCUCUGUCUGUGUGAUGCUUUAGCCGGGACCAGGGCAGGAAUGCAGAUCAGAACUCCUGUAAAGAGUCAGUAAGUAAUCUAGUGAGAUAUGCGUUAGAUUCUGUUUUAUUUAAAUGGCUGAUAAAAUAAGCUGUGCUGAAUGGAAUGUAUAUUCCUGUUUUUGUGUCUUUUUGUAACUUAAGGUUUUGCCUAGAGGGAUUCUCUAUGUUCUGAAUCUAAUUACCCUGUAAGGUAUUUACCAUCCUGAUUUUACAGAGGUGAUUCUUUCACUUUUUCUUU